This is a messenger RNA of Scleropages formosus (Asian bonytongue), 1286 nucleotides long. Its product is annotated as guanine nucleotide-binding protein G(I)/G(S)/G(O) subunit gamma-13-like. Gene Ontology annotation, cellular component: heterotrimeric G-protein complex. The coding region runs from base 378 to 581 and encodes 67 amino acids. NCBI's taxonomy places the organism in Eukaryota, Metazoa, Chordata, Actinopteri, Osteoglossiformes, Osteoglossidae. The record is from RefSeq and is a predicted model, not a curated record. The transcript has 5 exons. Gene Ontology annotation, molecular function: G-protein beta-subunit binding. Gene Ontology annotation, biological process: sensory perception of taste; phospholipase C-activating G protein-coupled receptor signaling pathway.
CCGCCAUUGUGUCCAGUCGGCCGUGGUGAGGUGACCGUCGCGGGCUCGUUAUGCGCAGCUUUGGAAGGAGACUGUUAUUGGAAGAAACUAAAUGUACAUUUCUCCGUUAUGAAGGUCCAACCCAGAGCACCCCACUCCCACUGUUCUGAAGACGGCGCCCCCACUGGGCAAACAAAGGCAACGCAGGCCACACGUUAAAAGCUCCACAUCCGACACUGGCCGUUCAGCACCAUCCCACACAUCUUCUCCUCGCGCUGAGACCGGGUUCCCCAUCAUCCGGACCCCGCAGGCGGAUCUCCUGCAGUUCCACUGAUCGAGACCCCGAACCAGCAGAGCUCCGCGCGCCCUCGGACACACACCCCCUUUGAGCCGCCACCAUGGACGAGAUGGACCUGCCCCAGAUGAAGAAGGAGGUAGAGAGCUUGAAGUACCAGCUAGCCUUCAAGAGGGAGAAAUCCUCCAAGACGGUUACUGACCUGGUAAAAUGGAUCGAGGACUGUGUCCCCGAGGACCCCUUCCUGAACCCCGAGCUUAUGAAGAACAACCCCUGGGUGGAAAAGGGAAAAUGUUCCAUUCUUUAACAGCCUUACCCCUGGCCCUAAAAUCUACCCCCAGUCCGUCUUCACCCACAGCACUGGCCUUGAUGGACAGUGUCAAGCCCGAUUGCUCCUCAUCUCACACAGCUGUUAGAGCUGAGGUGGAAGAACUACCACCUCACCAUCUCCAGUUACCACCCCACUGCAGUCACUGCAAGAAACACCAGGUUUGUCUUCAGCACUCUGUUGCUGCUGCCUGUGAAUGUCAACACGGCAAAGCUUCCAUCGGCACUGCCACUGCUGCCUGUGAUGUCAAGAUUCCCAGAGCUUCAGGGCUAAUGGAGAGAGUGUGAGCCAGAAGGUCCCUCUAGCUCUCUAGCCCAACAGCCUUCACAGGCAUACGGCUGCCUGAAGCACAGUCACGGAACACCAUCUCCUUCACACCACCACCAACUCCACCUGUCCUUUUAUUUAUUUAGGUUUUCAUUUCUUUAUUUAUUUAUUUCCCUGUGGACUAAUUGAUUCCAUGAUCUCACCCUCAAACCACCUUCUAGAUGGCAAAUAAGAGAAAGAGAUACAAUCUUGUGGGUUGAGCAUGGCACUCUGCUUAGUAAACAUUCUCCUUAAUGCACGUGGGUCCAGCAGGACUCACUUACCUGUGCCGGACAGGGGGUCUCUGCUGAGACAUGGGGUCACGGGCAAUGAAAUGAGAUAUGGUUCUAUUCACGACGAUUUUUUCUAAAUUACUUA